CUUUUCAAAAAGUCAUCGAAUUUUGACAGCUUCUGUGAACUUCUGUGUGUUUCUUGCAUGAUUCGGUGGUUUUAAUUUCUAUUAAUUCUAUUAGAAGUGGGUUUUUUCUAGAAAAAUAUGGCUUCUGUACUUGUACCAGAAAUCCCAGCCCCAGGCUUUUCUUUUGAAAAUUUUCAGCGAAAUGCGUUCCUUGAGCAGAAGGGUUUUCCAGCUCCAAAAGCGACUAAAACUGGUACCACCAUUGUCGGUAUAAUAUACGCAGAUGGCGUCAUUCUUGGAGCAGACACGAGAGCAACCGAAAACACUGUUGUAUCGGACAAAAACUGCCAGAAGAUUCACUAUCUGGCAGGCAACAUGUACUGCUGCGGGGCGGGUACUGCCGCAGACACGGAAAUGACUACUCAGACAGUGGCUUCGCAGCUGGAGCUGCAGCGCUUACACACCGGCCGCACGGUGCCGGUGGAGACCGCCGCAACCCUAUUGAAGCGCAUGCUGUUCCGCUAUCAGGGAUACAUUGGCGCAGCUUUAGUUCUGGGUGGCGUGGACAGAACUGGGCCACACAUCUACUGCAUUUACCCCCAUGGAUCUGUUGACAAACUUCCCUAUGCUACAAUGGGAUCUGGUUCUCUUGCUGCUAUGGCUGUAUUUGAAGCAGGGUGGAAGCCUAACCUCAGUGAGGAAGAAGGCAAGAAGCUGGUCCGAGAUGCAAUCGCAGCUGGUAUCUUCAAUGACUUGGGAUCAGGUUCCAAUGUGGACCUGUGUGUAAUCCGCAAUACUGGCCCUGCACAGUACUUGCGUACUUAUGAGGAAGCAAAUGUUAAGGGCAAGAAACAAGGUUCAUACAGAUAUCCCCUUGGAACAACUGCCGUGCUCAAGCAGAAAGUGAUCCCUCUGGAGGUUGAGGCAGUUGCAGUCCACCCAGUCCAAGCUAUGGAAGUAGAGCCUUCAUCAAGUCGCUAAUUUUCUAAAAAGUAUGUAAUGUUCAUAAUAAAACAAUUUUGUAAAAUAAAG
Messenger RNA from Ostrinia furnacalis (Asian corn borer), 1011 nucleotides. It is a transcript of the gene Prosbeta2, whose product is annotated as Proteasome beta2 subunit. Gene Ontology annotation, cellular component: cytoplasm; proteasome core complex. Bases 118 to 960 code for a protein of 280 amino acids. NCBI's taxonomy places the organism in Eukaryota, Metazoa, Arthropoda, Insecta, Lepidoptera, Crambidae. The record is from RefSeq and is a predicted model, not a curated record. The transcript has 4 exons. Gene Ontology annotation, molecular function: threonine-type endopeptidase activity.